Chiloscyllium plagiosum (whitespotted bambooshark) is the source of this 2183-nucleotide messenger RNA. RefSeq names its product mesothelin-like protein. The record is from RefSeq and is a predicted model, not a curated record. Lineage: Eukaryota; Metazoa; Chordata; Chondrichthyes; Orectolobiformes; Hemiscylliidae. Gene Ontology annotation, biological process: cell-matrix adhesion. Gene Ontology annotation, cellular component: cell surface.
CAGCGCCCACUUACAGUUUUUCAAUAGAUUUCACGACUUUUCUGGUCUUGGGUUUCCUUCUGACCAUUUGGAAUGCUGAGUCGGCUCUUGGUGACAAAGAAUCAAAAACCCUCAGGCACCUAUUUCAAAAACGAAUGAAACGUGCCACUAAUUGUGACAGAGAAUUCAUUAUAAAAGAAAUGACCAGCAAUACUAUGUUGCCUGUGCUUUAUACUGCUGCCCAGUUAGAUACAUGUUUGAACAAUAGUGUGUUGAUGACAAACCUCACUGAACUGGGACAUAUAGCUUUUAACAGCAAUCAGCUGCUUAUUCUAAAAAAGAAAUUGGGAGAGAUAUACACAAGUGGACUGCCAGAGGAACGGAUACGACAGCUGGGAUUCAUUAUUACUGUGUACGGCCCCGACGAGAUCAGCAUGUGGAACAUAACGAAUGUGGACACCCUUGCAUUUGUACUAAGGAAUAGCCCAAAUCUGGACACGACCAAAGUAGUUGUUCGAAAUUAUGUGCAGGGAUCUGGGCCGCUAAAUGCUGUUGCAUUGGAUGCGAUUGGUGGUCCAUUAUUGUGCACUCUGCAUGAAAAGAACCUCAUGACCAUUCAACCCACUGAACUGAAGAAAGCCAGGCCACUGAAUAUUUUCACAUGCACCCAGGCGAAGAAAGACAUACUCUUCGGGAUCGCUAAAGUUGCAUUCCAGGAUUUUGCUGGUGAUCUCAAAGCCUAUUUUAACCAACUCAAGCCAUAUAUUGGUGGUGCAUGAGCUUCUGAUUUAUAAAGAUUAGCUCCUGGCGAUAUCAACAUGGACUUCCAGACAUUCAGCAGGCUCAAUCCAGUGGAAGUGGAAAAACUCACUGCCCAGAACAUUCAAGAUCUUCUUGUCACUAACCUGAAUUCCCUCAAAGUAAAUGAAGAUCAUGAAAUAGUGCAGCGCUGGGUUAAUUCACACAAAGUGACUGAGGUGAUGAAUCUGGGAAUUGGCCUAAGAGGUGGAAUAUCACCAGCUGGACUUGGAAACUUUUCCUUCCGGGAAUUGAUGACUGGUUCUGCUUCGCUUAAGAGCUGCAGUCACCUGCUUUCCUUCGGCAUUACUGUGAUUGGAAUCACACUGCAAUCUUCCUUAUAAAUUAGGAUUCAUUCUGCUAUAAUAUGUAGAAAGAGUCAGAGGUUCCAUUAUCAAAUAGAAGUGAUGGAUCUUAAAGAAUGUUUAACAAUUUCAGCAUGUGCAGACUGAAAUCAACUUACGAAAAACCACUUUGGAUUGACAUUAAGUUCAUGAAGUGUUGAACAUAAUAAUUUAGAAUCAACAUUGCACUGUCCUCUGAAUGUUGCCACCCAGCAGCUGUCAGUAAAUUAUUCUUUUUUUGCUCCACAACUUAAUUUUUAUUUCACCGACUUGCUUUGGAAUGAAGAUGUGAAUAGAAUCUAAUUUCUUUUCAUAGACACUAUUUGCAACUUAACUGUUGUUAUAACAGGAGUCUGGUAAUGAUAUUGAUUUGGAUACCAUUGACUGAGUAAAAUUCACAUCCAUAAGCUAAAGGAAGGAGAGGGUCAUGAUUUCUGUCCCUGAUUUUGGUCAAGAAUUGAGCACUGGACAUUUUAAAAAUCACAGUUGGACUUAUCAAUUUUGUUCCCUACUUCUGGUCCAUCAGUUGACACCUUUUUGCAGAGAUGAUGCUUAUCUCUUUCAAGUGAGAAUCUUAUUUGCAAUAAGCAUAUGAGGAUCCUCCUCCAGUUUCAGAAACCCAAUCUAAUUUUGUUUUGCCAAUGUUUGGAGUGUGUAUUGCCUUUGCAAUUAUCAAAUGAAAAGUUGGCCAUUUUGUGUGUACUAUGUUGUGGAAUACAAAGGAAAUAUAGAUAAUUCUGCACAGUCUAAAUAGAAGAUUUAACUCCUAAUAAAUAUAAACUGUCCUAUAAUAGUUUGCUUUUUGAAAGGUUAUGGGUUUUAUACAUACAUAUGAAUCUUACAAAAUUGCAGAUUAUUGGUAAAUGUUGUGCUUCCCUUGGGGUCAUUAUAAGGGCCUUAGACUUCAAAGCAGUUAACAGUACUGACUUGAAUGUCAAUGUUAACUUUGCUCAACUCAGCGGAACCGAAGUGAUGGUGCAACAGUGUAUUUCAGAUUUAAAUAUUCCCGUUACUUAUAUAUUCACAAUGUUUAACAUUAUUCAGUGCCGUUAUUAUAUUAGA